Molecule: messenger RNA, 2401 nt
Organism: Truncatella angustata
Lineage: Eukaryota; Fungi; Ascomycota; Sordariomycetes; Amphisphaeriales; Sporocadaceae
Exons: 4
Coding region: 347-2065 (572 amino acids)
Source: RefSeq, a predicted model, not a curated record
CGCCAUCACGUUUCUUACGAGUAUUACAGAUACGCCACACUACGCCUUGAGAGUCACGCAGACAAAGUAACGACACCGUGGGCGGUCGACGCUUAUUGUUCAAGCGUAGGGUCAACAAAAAGCAAUAAACGCUCUCGUAAGGACUCUGAGCCUUACUCUCGCUCUGGCUGGCAGCAGAAUUGGGGGCUGUAGGAUUGCGGCAUAGCCUCGCCUGUUCUGCCUAGAUGUUAUGCUGACAGGGGGGAGCACGCAGCCAUAAAACCCAAGAGGUUUCGCCAGGUCGCGUAUUGCGUAUUUCGAUGUAAAUCUCUCGAAAAGAAGAAUAAGAAAACCUGCAUUCUUUAAAAUGGUUUACAGCUCCGACACAAUCGAAUUUGGGCACGGUUACACAGAUCCAACACCCACCAGCGCCGCAGUGGUGUCCGAUAUUCCUACACAAACUAGCCGCCCUUCCACAUCCGCUGCCAAAUCGGCUUCUACGCAUAGCACUUCGCAUAUCAAGCCAACGGCGACUCCUGAACCGCCGCCUAUACUACAAAUAUACAGCAGUAACCAAGAUGGCGUUUACCUCAUGGGCGAGGGCGCCCUAUCGACAACGCCAUUCUACCAGCUCUGCCCGGGGCAGGAUUGCGUCGCGGCAUGCGAAGAUAAGGCUCGGCUGUACCAGGCUGUCCCUAUGGGCAUAGAAGCGACUAUGAACACGUACGGGAGACGUGGGAGUGACGGCCACUUGAACAUGACUUUGUUCGGAUUAUGUAGUAAUUUGCAGCAGACACAAACACUUGCGACAUCGCAGCCAGAUGUAGCGCCGUUCUUUCGAGCAAACCAGUCGGAAGCACGCAUCGAAAGCAUAGCAUCGGAUAUCGCCAUGUGUCUGGCCGGUACCUGUGAACUAACCAGAGAUCCGGGACUCUGUGCCGGACCUUGCUCAUUCGAAAGCUUGAUCUCGAAUGACUCAUUGGUAGACAUCAACCCUGGCGUCUAUACCUGCAUAAACACACUGUGUCCUAACACGUGCGGACUUCCAUAUGCGGACAGAGACACAUUUGGCGUUGGGAUACUAUUGUCUUAUUUUAUACAGGUCGGCCUAUUGCUGAUAUGCGCACUAUUUGUAAUCGCAGUUGUACAAGUCCAGGAAAAAGCGUUUAAUCCGAAGAGUUCGCUUGUAGCUUUCAAGAAGCCCCUCAAGAACUUUCUGGCUAUACAGUGCUUUUUUGGAGUGACAACCGCCAUAGCAGCCAUAGCUACCAUUGCGUCCCGAGACAUCAACCCACUCACGGGUUACGUGCUCAUAUUUGUAGCAAUAGACGGGUUCCUAUGCCCGGUCUUCACGCUGAUGCUGCUUCACUAUUGCGGCAUCAAGUUCCGAUACUUGACCGCACUAACGGUCAUUAGCUGGGCGAUUUCCUCGGGGGUCUUCUUGAGGUUGGUGUCGGUCUUGUCCCACAUCUCAUUCGACGAGAGCGCAAUGCAGAGCGGUCUCGAGGAGCUGUUCCAGGUGUCGUCCUGCGGAGGUUCAUCGGCCAUGAUGCUCUGCCAACAGAUGCUCGGCACGAACCCUUUGUUCUACAUGACCCAGUUCUACAACCAUGAGAAGGUGCCGAGCCUCGAGACGGUUCCUCUCCUUCUGGCAUGGAGCACUGUCGUACUGUUGGGUGUUGUGGCAGUGCAGUGUCUGCCGGCGCUCGGAGAGACGUCCACGAAGGUAUGGCAUAAUGCCGCGCGAGUAAUACGAAUACCAGAGCCAGUAGUUAAAGCGUUACCAAUUAUCCUUUCGUCGACACUUUUCAUGCUGUCCAUCGCAUAUUACGUCGAUAUGGUCGUGGUAUAUCAGCGGAUGGAUUUGAUUGAUUGGCGAGGCUGGGAUUUCGGGCAGGUUGUUGCAUUUCUGUUAUGGCUGCCGACCUUGAUCGAGCUCGGGGACGCUUUUCUGAAAAUACGGAGGAACAGGCGGCAGGCUCAUAAAUUCCAACAAUUGGCAGACGACGAGCCAGACAAGAUGCUUGGCCGAUAUGAUUCAUUGAAUGUUGCAGGGACGCGGAAUAAUUCGAACGUAAAUAAGUAGAUUACCAUAGAAACGGGUCAUGAUGCCAUAUCCUGCUUCACAUCCAAGAUCCAUGGAGUGAUAACCGUCACAUGUCCUACAUGAAAGCAAUUGUAUUAAUGUAGGUUUCGACGCUAAUUACGUCCGCUUGAAGAACCCUUUGGCCUUGUUCGGGGCCGCUCCGACCCGCCUACGGUGCAUGAGCAUCUCUUUCACAGCCUUCGAGUUAUGAUUCGCCUUUGGUGCUAACUUCUGGUCGCUCUGGUCGACCAUGACCCUGUAGGCGGUGGAGCCAACAAUCUCAUCCCGGGGUGCCCUUCCUUGCUGGGAGAGUGUUUGCAAUGCAUCGUCGAAUUU